Messenger RNA from Carlito syrichta (Philippine tarsier), 2100 nucleotides. RefSeq names its product interferon-induced, double-stranded RNA-activated protein kinase-like. Bases 1 to 1341 code for a protein of 446 amino acids. The transcript is spliced from 11 exons. Gene Ontology annotation, molecular function: protein kinase activity; ATP binding. Gene Ontology annotation, biological process: protein phosphorylation. The record is from RefSeq and is a predicted model, not a curated record. Lineage: Eukaryota; Metazoa; Chordata; Mammalia; Primates; Tarsiidae.
AUGACACCCACCUCCCACUCAGUUGAAAUCCCGGAUUGGCUCGAAGGGAGAGAGGGCGGAGUCGGCGCGAACUCAAAACCGAGUGUGAGCGGCGCCCGCAGCUCAGAGUUCGUCUGCCGGCGGCCGCGCUGGGCGAGCUGGGCGCAAGUGAUCGGGGCGUGGAGGUCGCAGGGGGCGGGCGGCAGUUGCCCAGCCGGGAUAAAGACGCGAAUUCGGAGGGCCCCCGCCCCGCAGGGCCCGCUCGGAGAGCGCCGUCCCAGGUCGGGGCCUUCUCAGAUCCGGGAACGGGUCGUGGCAGUUAGUUCUCAGUCACUGACAACAGCAGACAUUUCAGAGGGAUCAUCCCGUGAGAAUUACGUAGGCCUCGUUAGCACAGAUAUCCAGUUAGCAGGACUAGCUAUGAAUUCUGAGCAACGUGACUUGACAGAGCAAGAGCCCAAAAGAUAUUUGGCACCUCGUUUUUACCCUUCUGAGAGGAAAGAAAAAAUGGAUACUGUGGACAUAAGGUUUGUCAACGAUUUUGAAGAAAUACAACCAAUUGGCUUAGGUGGAUUUGGUCACGUUUUCAAAGCAAAACACAGAAUUGAUGGAAAGAUUUAUGCUAUUAAGCGUAUUAAAUAUUUUGAUGAGAGGGUGAAGCGUGAGGUGAGCACACUGGCAGAACUCAAUCAUGUGAAUAUUGUUCGCUACUUUGCUUGUUGGGAAGGAAUUGAUUACGAUCCUGAGGACAGCAUAUACGGAGCAAGAUUACAGGUUAGGUGCCUUUUCAUCCAAAUGCAAUUCUGUGAUAGUGGGUCAUUGGAUCAAUGGAUCUGUAACAGAAGAGGCAAGACACCAGACAAAGCUUUGGGUCUGGAAUUCUUUGAACAAAUAACAAGAGGAGUGGAGUAUAUUCAUUCAAACAACUUAAUUCAUAGAGAUCUUAAGCCAAGUAAUAUAUUUUUAGUAGAUGAAAAACAAAUAAAGAUUGGAGACUUUGGACUAGUAACAUACCUGGAACAUGAUGGAAUGCGAACACAUGGUAUGGGAACUUUUCAAUACAUGAGUCCAGAGCAGAUUUCUUCCCAAGAAUAUGGAAAGGAAGUGGACAUCUAUGCUUUGGGACUGAUUCUUGCUGAACUUCUUUACAUAUCUGACACUGAUGUGGAAACAUUGAUGAUUUUCAAUGAUCUAAGGAAUGGCAACUUCUCAGAUAUAUUUGAUAGCACAGAGAAAGCUCUUCUACAGAAAUUACUCUCAAGGAAACCUGAGGACCGACCUAACACAUCUGAGAUACUGAGCACCUUGGCUCUGUGGAACAAUAGCCCAGAAACAUAUGAGAUGAGCUCAUGUCCCUUCUGAAAAAGUAUCCUGCUUCUGACACAUGCCUUUUCUUUAAUUACAUAAAAUCUUCUAUGGAAUAUCAGAAAGUAUUUACAUUAUCCCUUUAAUUUUUUCUACAUUUGCAGGAAGGUUUUCAUCUUUUUACUUCAUGAACAUUCCUAUAUUUGAGUUUUCCCUGGCCCACUUCUUCAUUCUAAAGAUAAUCAGAAGCACUCCAAGUUUCUUCUCUAUGCUAUUAUUGAAUCAAUCAAGUAGUCAAUUAUUAAAUGUCUACUGUUUCUAGGCCAAAAACAAUAAGCUCUUUCUCUGCCUUAAAUAGUUUAUAAGUCAGUAGAGAAAUAUGGUAACACACUCUUGAUUCCUGAAACACCGCUUCUCAACUGAUCCAUCAGGACCUUGGCAAAUUUCAAAUAGGACAUAGGUUUUUCUUUCUCUCUCUCUCUUUUUUUUUUUUAUGCUUAGUACAGUACAUAGGAGUUAAUAAAACAUAUUUCUAGUCAUCAUAAGAAUAAUUUCCUCUAACAUUUUAAAGAUUUUCACAAAACAUUGAUUUGUACAAUCCACACUGUGCAUAUUUGUAAAAUAAUUUAGAAUCAUUUGGACUUUUUGACUGAUACAAUAUUUUCACCAUGCAAUGGUCUUGUAGAUUUCAUUCCUACAUGAUUCUAAGUGCUGAGAAUUGUAACAAUCCUUUUGUCCUUCCACACAUGAACUGUAAGAUUAUUUUUCCUAUCUGCUAUUUACUUCAUUAAAAACUGGCUUUUUGAUGUGUGUAAA